AUGACUCGACUCGGCUCCAAGGGUCGGCUAGCAUUUGGGUCACACGUGGGUCAAACACAGUUUCCUUAUUCUUUGCCAAAAGAAUCGCACCAGAAAUCUGAGUCAGGGGAGGCACAACUUGGAGAUAUUUUCACAGUAUGGGGAUAUAAUGGAAGAAUACUCUAUGAGAACAUUAUUGAAGUCACUGAAGAUUUCAACUCCAAUUAUUGUAUUGGUUCAGGAGGAGAUGGAAAUGUUUAUAAAGCUGUGCUACCCAUUGGUCAGGUGGUUGCUGUGAACAAACUUCACCAAUCUGAAGAUAGCAUGAUUUCCAACAACUUGAAAGUCUUUGAAAGCGAGAUUCAUGCUUUAUCAGAAAUAAGGCAUCGUAACAUUGUAAAGUUGUAUGGCUUUUUCUCAUAUCCAAAGAAUUCAUUUUUGGUUUAUGAGUUUGUAGAAAGAGGAAGUUUGAAAAUGGUGUUAAGCAACAAGGACGAGGCAAUGGAAUUGGAUUGGAAGAAGAGGCUAAAUGUUGUAAAAGGAGCAGCCAAUGCCUUAUCUUAUAUGCAUCACGAGCAUUCAUCAUCUAUAAUUCAUCGAGACAUUUCCAGCAAUAAUGUUUUCUUAGAUUUGGACUAUGAGGCUGAUGUCUCAGAUGUUGGCACAGCAAAGCUUUAA
Molecule: messenger RNA, 657 nt
Organism: Durio zibethinus
Lineage: Eukaryota; Viridiplantae; Streptophyta; Magnoliopsida; Malvales; Malvaceae
Source: RefSeq, a predicted model, not a curated record